Molecule: messenger RNA, 2148 nt
Organism: Ooceraea biroi (clonal raider ant)
Lineage: Eukaryota; Metazoa; Arthropoda; Insecta; Hymenoptera; Formicidae
Source: RefSeq, a predicted model, not a curated record
AUGGUGGUGGAGGAUGGUCCGGCACUCGAGGAAGCCGGGACAUCCACGGCGCCGACGCCUGGUUUGAUACCGACCAGCGGCACGGUCGAUAACGCCACGGCGCCACCGUUAAUUGCCAUUGCAUCGCCGGGUAAAGCCGAGUUCCCGCUCAGAGCCGUCCUGUCCCGGUGGUUUUGGAGAUAUGAGGCGUACCGAUUGCUCCGUCCUGACAAGACUCCACCGAUUUAUGCGCACGUCCGGAAAGAUGAUCGUUCGUAUCCAUUUCUGUCCUCUCCAGGAACACGGAGACGCGAAUCGAUGUCGCCCACGAUUCCGAUACUUUCCGCACUGUUGCUCUCGUUGAUAUCAGGAUCAACGGAGAGCGGACAGAGGAUGGAUUCGGUUGCACUGUUGCGACAAACUCUCCGAUAUUGGCUGAAAAUAUACAAGACGUAUCACGAGGAGGUGAUGCUGGGUUACUGUUGGGCGGGCUAUUUGCUCGAGAUAAGCGACGAAUUGUCGGCGAAUCUAUCCGCGACGCCGCUCGCCGUGACGGGGGAUCGUCCCAACACGAGCAUCGGGGCGACGAAAAGCCAGCAAAACCCAUUUCCGCAAAAUGUUAUGGUCCACGCGACGUCACACGGGGGAGCGCGGACGAGAAAGCAUUUAUGGAGGAGACGAUCGUAUGCGACGAGUUCUACUAUUUGGAAGUUCAUAAAUAGUCCUGAUGAGCACCGAGACACUUCAAGAUCGAGAAUCAUUCGGCAGAGAUGGACGAUGAACAUGGCUGAACGAGGCGUCUCACUGAACGACCGCGCGGAUGAAAGCGAGGAAAGUGAUGGAAACGAGAGCACACAGCUGAUCGAUUCUUACCAUGGAAAAAGCCGACACGCGUCCAUGUCGCCGGAGAUUCACCAGGACGAAGGCGAAGCCUCGCGCGGUCACGGAUUUUCAUCUCGCCGGACGAGCUGGCGCGCCGUUAAUCCGCCGGCGUCUAAUCCACCAAAAGAUGAUGACAAAGUCGAUUCCGGAUUGAUGGUCUCCGGGGGAGGCAAGCAGGAGGACGAGAAAGGGGAUACGCGUCGUAAAGUUUUACGUUCGCUGACGAGCCAUCGAGAUUCUCCGGAAGCCGAGGGUGUUCUUCAGCUGCCCUCAUUUUCACUCAAAGUUUCUCGCGGAAGAAGACGGAGGUCGCUCGACGGACGUCGAUUUCCCUUUCGACGGCGGUCGCCGCCACGGGAAAGAAAUUUGAGAGUCGACGAGCCGUUAUCCAACCCCUGCCGGAUGCCGGAAGUGAACCGCGGAAUGAAGGAUCCCGAAAGACAUCGAGUCCCUUUGAGCGGCGACGGGGGCGUCCCGACGCCGUCACGUUUGCAGUUCCGCCGGGUAAGCGCGGACACGGACCGCUGUCGCCGUUGCCGUACGGGUGCCGUAAAGCUGAUGGAUUCCAAGGGAAAUUCAUCGCGCGAUCCAACGAGGGCGAUAAAUUCGAGAACGUCCCGGCGGAAGCCCGAGGAAUUAUCUCGCGAUUCGCUUUUAUCGCCUCGCGGGGGUGGGACCGCUGAGCGAUCGACUCUCGAAUCCUCUCGAGGAGGCGGAAAGGUGGCUAUUAAAAGGAACGCGUUCCCGCGAGCUGAAACGACCGGAGCAAGCGGUACGAGGAAACGACGCCCUUGUCGAUCGAGAGAAGAGGGAGGAUCAUGGACCGGAAGGGACGUACCGGCAGUGAUGUGUAUAUUCUGCAGGUCGGGACUCGCGCGAACGGAGAAGCCAGAAACGUUUUACGGGGAGUGGUGCGAAUCUCUCCCCGUCGCGGCGAUUCCGGGGGAAUCAGCACAGAGGGAUGGACAACUUGCUCGGACUACAGGGAAAACAUUUUUGUCACCUCUUGAAGAAUUUACGAACGACCACGGGGACUCGACGAGCCAGUCAGUUCGUAGGUUGCGAUCAAACGCUUUGCGGAAUCUUCAGACUCCAGAUCGACAAUCUCCCGUCCAGCAACCGUCCUUCGUGUCCAUUUUGCGCUCGAUCAUCAUCGGCGCCUUCAGGACGCUAGGAAUGUUCGUCCAGGUCGGCCGGCAGGUCAUGGACGCGGUUGAAUCGAACACGGCCCUCGUCUGCACCAAGGAGUACUUGUGGGCUAAAAUUGUUAAGUGGAUAGACGCUUAA